AUGUUCUGGUCUCAAAAGUUCAACCCGUUGACCGACCUCGAAGACCUCUCUGGCAAAGUAAUUAUCGUGACUGGUGGAAACAAAGGGAUCGGUUAUGCCACAGUUAAACACCUUGCUCGCCGCGGUGCUAAAGUUUACCUGGGCACGUGGACCAAGGAGAAAGGUGCAAAACCAUCGCUAAAUUGA
This is a messenger RNA of Laccaria bicolor S238N-H82, 186 nucleotides long. RefSeq lists its product as uncharacterized. The transcript is spliced from 2 exons. NCBI's taxonomy places the organism in Eukaryota, Fungi, Basidiomycota, Agaricomycetes, Agaricales, Hydnangiaceae. The record is from RefSeq and is a predicted model, not a curated record. Bases 1 to 186 code for a protein of 61 amino acids.